Messenger RNA from Echinostoma caproni, 534 nucleotides. The record is from the annotation of a GenBank genome assembly. NCBI's taxonomy places the organism in Eukaryota, Metazoa, Platyhelminthes, Trematoda, Plagiorchiida, Echinostomatidae.
AUGUCCAACAGUCGUCAUGCAAUCAAUUGCAUCCCAGUUGAUGAGUGGGCGCCGAGUCUCCGUGAAUUGCAGGGGAGUCCGUUACCAACAGAUAGAGCACUUGGUGUGCAAUGGGACUCAGAGAAAGACGAAUUCUUGUUCCAACUCCAGUUACUUGAGACGACAGCGACUCGUGGAGGAAUUCUGUCUUCUUUGGCCAGCCUCUACGAUCCAAUGGGCUUCGUCGCACCGUGGCUACUGCCGGGCAAGAUUCUGCUGCAUGACCUGUGUAGAAAAAUGGUUACUUCGGAUGAGACUCUAUGCGAAGCGGAUCGCAAGACCUGGCAAGGCCGGUGGCUGAGCCUGUCCAAGCUGGGCGAUAUACGACUUCCUCGUUCCAUACGAGGAAUGCACAAAGGAGAGCAAAGUGAGUUACACAUUUUUGCGGACGCGUCGGAGGUGGGAUACGGGGUUGUAGCCUACGGUUGCUCGUCUCGGCCAGUUGGAAGGGAUUAUAACAGUAUUCUGUUCGCAAAGGCCAGAGUCGCCCUCUAA